Messenger RNA from Protopterus annectens (West African lungfish), 2756 nucleotides. It is a transcript of the gene PRELID3B, whose product is annotated as PRELI domain containing 3B. Gene Ontology annotation, cellular component: mitochondrial intermembrane space. Lineage: Eukaryota; Metazoa; Chordata; Ceratodontiformes; Protopteridae. The record is from RefSeq and is a predicted model, not a curated record. Gene Ontology annotation, molecular function: phosphatidic acid transfer activity. The coding region runs from base 163 to 744 and encodes 193 amino acids. The transcript is spliced from 6 exons. Gene Ontology annotation, biological process: phospholipid transport.
UAGGAGGGACGACAAGGGCGGAGUUUCAGGCUGAUCUCAGUUUGCAGGACUGCAUUUCAGUCACUACGUCGCGGAGAAGCCGGCAAAUAGUAACGUAAAGUUUGUCCUCUAGUCCAAUUUCAAAGUUACAGAAAGGUGAAAAUUGUCGGACCGCGGACAAAAAUGAAAAUCUGGGCUUCGGAGCAUAUUUUUAACCACCCAUGGGAAACUGUAACCAAAGCUGCCAUGCAGAAGUACCCAAAUCCAAUGAAUACAAGUGUUGUGGGGGUAGACGUAUUAGAACGACAUGUAGAUGCCACUGGAAAGUUACAUAGCAGCCGUUUGCUCAGCACGGAGUGGGGCAUUCCAUCUGUUGUCAAAUCUUUAAUUGGUUCUAAUAGAACAUGGACUUAUGUUCAAGAACAUUCAGUUGUAGAUCCUGCGGAAAAAACGAUGGAGUUAAAAUCAAGAAACAUUACGUUUACAAACUUGGUUUCCGUGGAUGAGAGACUGGUUUAUAAACCACAUCCUCAGGAUUCUGAAAAAACGGUACUUACCCAGGAGGCAAUCAUUUCUGUAAAGGGAAUCAGCCUUAGCAGUUACCUUGAGGGAAUGAUGGCAAACACCAUAUCUUCCAAUGCCAAUAAAGGUCGAGAGGCAAUGGAGUGGGUAAUCCGGAGACUGAACACGGAGAUUGAGGAACUGAAAGCAUCUGCAAGAGAGAGUCUGCGAACAUCCAUGGCGGCUGCAUAUCCAAAAGAUUGACACUAGCGUUAAAAGCCUUGCACUGUGCAUAUCGAUGGUGAAAAUGUGCAGCUCUUUCUGUGCACCAUUCUUUAUUUAUUAUCUGAUCUGAAAAAUAAUAAGCAACACAUCUAUAUUAGAUGGGAUACUGUGUUUGGUACAUGGAGUGAAGCUGCAAUUUUUCACCUUAUUACCUGUGAAUGAUGGUGCUUAAGGCUCUGACAUAGCUCAAAGCAUAACUAUAUUAACUGCCAUCAGGGGAUGCCUUGGGAAGUCUUGUUAAAACCAGUGGUUUAAAACAACUUCUAGACAGUGCUGUGAAUGAGACGGUGUGCAGUUAUAGAGGCAAUAACAGGAGGACAUUUUGUAUGCUUUAGAGGUGGUUCAUGUGGUAUUGGGGUAUUUCAUUAAAAAUUCUGGCCUGACAAAUGCCCCUUCUAUUUGUUCACUAUAGAAAACCUGUGUAGCAUAAAAGUUUCCAGUUUAGUUUAAAUCAUUCCCUCCCCACAAAAGUCAGUUUUUUUGUCAUUUCGGCAAAAUUUUAUAUACUGGUACAUACAGGAAGAGAGUUUAAGCAUCAGAUUUAUUUUAUAUUUUUGUGUAUUUUUUAAAAAAAAAUCCUUAUGAAAAGCUUGCAUGGCUGUAUUCCACUAGAUCUUUACUUGAAUAUUUUCAAAACUGGUAAUGGUGAGACCAUGCUAGGGUAAUGGGUUCAUACGUGUAGAUAUGGCUAUGUCUUGUUAUGGGGGAUUUUGUCUUACUGAGGACCAACAAAAUGUACUGUACCAUACUUUUGUCUGAUUAAUGAAGGUAUCUGUCUUAAGUUUAAAGGUGACAGAUUGUAAAGUAUUAAGCAAGUAAUUUGAGUAUUUAAGUGUAAAGUAAAACAAAAUGUUUUUGAUAACAGAAAUGUAUUUAUAAUACUUUAUGUAAUAGCAGCAUUUGACUGCAUCUGUAUAAUUGAAGAGAAGGACGGGAACCAUUUUUCAGUCUUGUUUUGUAACUGCAGCUGUGCAGUCAUGACUGAGAAGAGGCUGUCGCUGAUCAGGUGGAAAUACAUUGGCUGCCAUUUAGGGGGUUAUUCAUUCAGUGACUGUGUCUUUGAAAAGAUGGUCAGUUAAAAUGGGAUUUUGCUCCCUUGUUUUUGAAUUUAACAUGACACCAUUUCAGACUUGUUUCUCCUCAGCAAGUUUGGCAUUGCAAGUGGAAAGGAACAUUACAGAAGGUCAGUCUGCAGUUGUGGCUUUUAGCACUUCUGGCUUUACCUUUCUAGAAAAGUUGCAGCCCGGUCUGUAUAUGGCACUCUGUAAUUGGCCACCGUCUAGUACAGGUUUGUCCUCUGGCCUGGGAGGCCAGUACACUGUACAUUUGGUACACUUUUGCAGUGCUUGUAUAUUUUGCAAAUCUUGCACUGAACAUUCCCAUGAAUAAUUGGGUAAAAACUAACUCUUUGAGAAUGUUGCUUAACUUCAUUAUUUGUUUGCAGCCGUAAUAUAUAAACCAGUCACUUGUGUUCUUUUUAACAAGGUUUUUUUUUUCCCCAGCUGUCAAAUUUUUAAAUAGAAACCUCGUGGUGUGAUAAGAGGAUUUUGCUUGCUUCCUGUUAAAGUAGAGUUGACUUCAGUGUUUAACUGUUUGUUUAAGGUGUGUUAUGGGAGUAUUGUCUGCUUACUCAGUAUCCCUGCAGGAAGUCUCCAUUUAUUGUAUUUCUUUUUUAUAGGAACAGAUUGUGGGAUAAACCAGUAUUCCAGAGCCACGGUUGAUUAGAGGUUGUCCUAACUUUGUGCAAAAAGUAGACCUUCAUGAAACAGUUACUUCUACAGAGCAUAAUAUUUCAUAUAGAAACUGUUUUUGUGAAACACACUGAUUUGUGGGUGCUGAUAAAACUUGGAUUUUGUACCAUCUUUUUUCAUGGCCAAGGUAUUGUAAUGUCAGCUGAGAAGCUGCUGUUAAAACUCCAUAUUUGUAACUUAAAUUUAAUGUUUGUGCCAAUAAACAUUGGUAAAUUUGUUGUUUGGAGAAUCUCCAACAAA